CCCCGGUACCCCUUUCUAAACUUAACCAGCCGAGGGUGAGAGUGAGAGCUGCGGGUAGGCUGGGCUACUGCGGCGCAGUGAGGCGGCAUGGCGAGGCGCAAAGGAAAGGGCAGCAACAAACAGGACGACGCGCUCUUACUGCUGGAGCCUCCGGCCGGACAGACGCGUGGACUCAACGAAUAUGUCCUCCCAAGUGCUUUGUUUCUCAUCAUCCUUAUUGGGGGGUUGGCACUGGCCUGGUUCUGUAGUCAGCAGCAGCAGGCCAUUGAUGACCUGUCCGAAACCCUCACGACCAUCCAGACAAGAGUCGCCAAGUUACAGCAGCAGCUCGGGACUGGAAGCGCUCAGCUUGCCAGCGUAGGAGGUUUUGAGGAACGUCUGCUGGCUCUGGAAGAAGCCUACACCAAGGCCCAGAGACAGGCUGAAGUAGCCCUGGCCGCUUCUGAACAAAUCAAGUCCAAAGACCUUCAGAGCAAAGUAUGGGCUCUGCAGACUGAGAUGAACACCAAAUCAGCCGAGCUCCAGCAGAAUACCAUCUCCAUCGCGUCUCUGAAUGCCAUCGUCAAGAACAAGAGUGAUGAGUUUGAGGCUGUGAAGCAGAGUGUCAGCACCAUCAUGAGUGCUAAUUCAGAGCUAGUUGUUAGCAUUUCUGGCCUCACCAAUACACUUUCGGUCACAGAGUCACGUCUGGAUGAGCACAUCUCUGUUGUUGAUGGUCUGAUGUCUCAGCUGGAGGGCCAAAAGAAGGAAAUUACUGAAAUGAAGGAGUCAUUCACAAGCAACCAGGAAGCCCUGGCUAUGAACUCACAGGAUUUGAUUAAUAUCAAAGAGCUGCUGGAAGUGGAGCAAAUUAAAACGGCUCAAGCAGUAGAGGACAAGCUGAAGUCUCUGUACAGGAGUCUGGAGGACCAUCAGACCAGCACAGAGAGCCUUCAUACCCACCUCACUGCCCAGCUAGAGGCCGUACAGACCCAGGUGCAGGACUUAAAAGAGAAAGUAUCUUUUGUGCCUGGAUCUCAGGAAGAGGAGGGUCAGGCUGAGGAACAGGAAGACACUGCUGAUAGCAAAGAGCAAGAAACCAAGGAACAUACAGAAGAAGAGUCUACAGAGGAACAAGGAGCCGGUGAAGACGAAGUUGCUGAGGAACAAAGAGGAAGAGAAAAGAAAGGAGAUGCUGAGGAGCAUAGAGUCCAUGAGAAGAAAAAAAGGACUGCAGAGCAAAAAGCAAAAGAGGAGGAAGCAGUUUCUGAGGGAAAAGAAGCAAGAGAAAUGGAACAAGUAAUUGAGGAACAAGGAGAAACAGCAAAGAAAGAACUUGUUGAGGAACCAGAAACAAGACAGCAGGAAGAAUUAUCUGAGGAACAAGGAACAGCAGAAGAAGUAACUGAAGAACAUGUAGCAGGAGAGGAGGACAUAUCUGCUGAAGAAGCAGAAGCAGGAGAGCAUGAGGAGUUACCAGAGGAGGAAGGAAUAACAGCAGAAGAAGUAGUUCCUGAGGAACACCGAGCUCUUCCAGAGGAAGUUGAAAUAAGCAAGCGACAAGUAAAGAAGCAUGUAGCAAAGAAGAUUCAGACUUCAGAAGAAUCAGAGACCACCACAAAUCAAACAGAGGAGACAGACUUGGACAAAGCAGAAGAUAAGCAAACCAAAGAGACUGUUGAGACAGAAGAUAUCCAGAUUCCUUUAGCGGAGGCCACAAAAGAGGAGAGCAUUGAGGAGGAGCAAAUAGAGGGGCCCGUUGCGGAGGAAAUUCAGACUCUUCCAGAGGAGAUUGAUCUAGAUGUGAAAGAAGACAAGGAGACUUUUGCUGAGGAGCAACAAGAGGAGAACUUUGUGGUGGAGAGCCAGACACUUUCAAAUGACGAGGAGAAUGGCACUGAUGAGCAAGAAUCAGAGGCAGAUACUUCAGAUUCAGACGGUGCCACAAAUGAGACAGAGGAGAGUGUUGUAGGAGCCUCAGAAGAGCAGGAGCGAGAUGAAUCUCAGGCUGAAACUGAGCAUCAGCUAGCAGAGGAGCUUCCAGAAGAGUCUGCUGAAGAAUAGGCUGUUUCUAAAUAAGUAGAAAAAGCAAGGACUUUUCAAGAGGAGACGGUGGACGCUCAAGAUGUUAUAUCAGAUUUCUCAGCUCUUUUAAGAAGGGCUGUGAUGCUUUUUGUGCGACUUUUUGCAUGAACAUGGUUUUCACUAAAAGGCUUUUGAUAAAACAUGAGAUUUAUUACUUGAGAUUUAUUUUGCAAUUUUUUAGUCUUAUCUCCUUUUUUGGAUUGAAAAUCCACAAUAAAUGGAAGUGUCCAUGGUGUACUGUGGACAUGGGGCAGUACUGAAUUCCAGUUGUCUCUCUAACAUGAGAAAAUGCUAUUUGUUUUGUCACGGAAGGUGUCUGACAUUACUGCAUUUUUAAAACAGUUUUCAGUUCAGAUGUUCUUUCCUUAUUUACACUAGCCUUUUUAAAUAAACCAGUUUCUACAUUUUAUACCACUUA
Molecule: messenger RNA, 2482 nt
Organism: Pygocentrus nattereri (red-bellied piranha)
Lineage: Eukaryota; Metazoa; Chordata; Actinopteri; Characiformes; Serrasalmidae
Exons: 4
Coding region: 88-2043 (651 amino acids)
Source: RefSeq, a predicted model, not a curated record